Molecule: messenger RNA, 1405 nt
Organism: Papaver somniferum (opium poppy)
Lineage: Eukaryota; Viridiplantae; Streptophyta; Magnoliopsida; Ranunculales; Papaveraceae
Product: protein-lysine N-methyltransferase EEF2KMT-like
Exons: 10
Coding region: 55-1284 (409 amino acids)
Source: RefSeq, a predicted model, not a curated record
UACACUGCACAGCAGCAGCUUUGGGGAAAAACCCAAGGCUAAAGAGAUUUUCAAAUGGAAGAGAUUUCAAUGCUUGACCCUGAAACCCUAGAAUGUCUCCGUCUCACCUCAGCUUUUCUAGCUAUGGAACCUACUCAUUGCUUAAUUUACUUUGCCAGGGAAUGUGGGAAAGGAUUGAUCACAAACGAAGUUCAGAAUUUCAUCUGCCAGUAUUGUAUUAACAAAAUUAUGAAUGAAGAUAACCCGCCGAGUGAUUUAUAUGUGAAGAAUUUUCUAAAGAAAGUAAUUGUUGAAGUUGAAUCGAGUUCUAUUGAGGUCUUGGAUGAACUGUAUGAACACUUUUCUUAUUAUAUGACUUCAGUGAAGGAUGAUUUUGAGAGGGGAAACUCAAGGGUUUAUAAAAGAGUUUCAUUUCUUUUUCCUAAUGUCUCAAGUUGUUCAAGAGUAGAGAAAGUCGUAAUUCCGCUGCAGUGUUCAGUUAACAUGCUUGAAGGAGAUACUGGGUGUUCAAUUUGGCCUUCAAGCCUUUUCUUGUCAGAAUUCGUACUUUCACAUCCACACAUAUUCUCUAAUAAAUCUUGUUUUGAGGUUGGCUCAGGUGUUGGUUUAGUUGGUAUAUCUCUUGCUUAUGUGAAAGCCUCAAAGGUUAUACUGACAGAUGGUGAUUUGUCAACUUUGGCGAACAUGAAGCAUAAUUUAGAAUUGAACCAAUUGAAGGUGCAAACUGAGGUGUCACAGAUUGAAUGCAGACACCUUCCAUGGGAAUCUGCAUCAGAGGAAGAGCUCCAAGGAUUCAAGCCGGACAUUGUGUUGGGAGCAGAUGUGAUUUAUGAUCCAUUAUGCUUACCGGAUCUCCUUCGAGUUCUUACCAAUCUAUUGAGCCCAAGGAUAUCAAACGGUUGCACCAAAGAUAAACUUAAUGACGCAGAUGAUGAAGCACUCCUUGUUCUCAAGACAAAUUCAAAUGACUGCAAGUCAAGGGAAUCUGAUGAUCAUGGUAGCUGUAAUGGCAACAGAUUUGAUCCUUCUGAGGGCAAAUUAAAUUCUAGUAAUGAACCAAGUAUUGGAUCUCAACGUGAUGCUUCAAAAGAAAGACAGCCAGUUGCUUACUUGGCUACUGUCGUACGUAACAUGGAAACAUUCGAUUGUUUCAUGACAUUGGCAAACCAAGCCCAGCUCUCUGUUUUAGAUAUAACUGAAACCUGCAGACCACUGAAUUUGCUUCCAUACAUGCGGUCAUACGAUCGAGCAAGUAUACGGUUUUUUCGUAUCAAUUUUUCCUAAACCAACAACGAGAUAACUCGGGCGGUCAUUGUUGUAACUUGUAUGAGAAGUGUUAAAUUAUGCAACUUUGUUAUACUGAUCAAGUGUCUCCCAUAUAUCAAGGAAUUUUUGCUUUGAAUGA